This is a messenger RNA of Cyphellophora attinorum, 1509 nucleotides long. RefSeq lists its product as uncharacterized. The coding region runs from base 1 to 1509 and encodes 502 amino acids. The transcript has a single exon. NCBI's taxonomy places the organism in Eukaryota, Fungi, Ascomycota, Eurotiomycetes, Chaetothyriales, Cyphellophoraceae. The record is from RefSeq and is a predicted model, not a curated record.
AUGAAAGCAGUUUCCUUCCACACCUCCAACACUACCGCAACUCCUGUACUCUUCGCAAAUCCCACUACCACGUCGAGCGGCACCGACUUCCUGACGCUUAUCGCCUCUCAGGAGCGAAAAGUGCUCGAGAUACGGGAGGAGCUGGACAAAGCGGAGCAGGAAUUGACGCUGCUCAAGAAGCAGUGGGCUACGUAUGAGGGGAGGAAGAAGAAGGAGGAGGUUAUCAGAGUCAGAAGGGGCGUGCCGGUCGCGCUGGGAGACGUGCCACACAUCAAGCAAGUCGAGGACUUGGACAUACAAGAGGAGGAGAGGAGGCGGAGGAGGGUCCUGGUAGAGCUCAGUGGGAAUGCUGCCGGCAGCGGGAGCCCGGCCAUCGGUGGUGGCGGUGUGGCGAGGAAAGGGAGUCAGAGUCAGAGAAAGGUGUUUGAAGGCCGACAUACAAGGACUCUGAGCUUGUUGAGUCCUACUGCGGUGAGGCGGCGUUCGGAUGAGGAGGACUUCGCCGGCAGUAUCGACUCUGAACUUCAAGAGGGGCAAGCCAGCACUGAAGAGCACAAUGCGCAGGCUGGGGCUCAACCAGGCACGUCGACGACGACACUAGAAACAUCACACCAGCUCUCUCGCCUACCCACCCUCGACGGCUUUGUUUCGCCCGAUGCAAUAUCAGCAACAUCGGCGACGACACCGACUUUCGGCAAGACGUACAAAGACCUCGUGGCUGCACAGCAACGACGGUCCCUCCCACCGGCUACGGUAGACAUGAUGAAGCAGGGACGCGCGGUCGUCGAGGGCGUGCGCGACGGGCUGUGGACGUUCUUCGAGGACAUUCGGCAGGCCACAGUGGGCGAUGAGGCGGUCUACGGGCCGACAAGCGCGGAGCAGCAAGCAAGGCUGGAGGGGCGAUGGGUUGCGAAGAAGAAUGGACGUAACAACAGGUUCGCAGGUUCUGCGUCACCUGACCGCAAGAAAGUGUCAAUGGCGAGUACCACCGGCGGGAAGGAUAGCACGGGCAAACCUCAUGACAGCAGCAAGAAAGAAGAUUCCUUCUGGAGAGAGUUUGGGCUUGACACGCCCGGAAGAGCACCUCAAGAUGCAGCAACGUCCAGAGCAGUGACGAGGACCAACGAUGCGAGCAAGCCACCGAGAAAGACGUCCGGGAGCGCAGCAGACGUCAAUAAUACUAUCAAAGGCCACCGAGCACACACGCCGAAUGACAGCAGUGGCAGUAGCAGCACGCCGGAUUUGCUCUCGGACUCGCCUGGCGCCACAUCUGAGGCAGCAAGCAAGGAAGAAGACGAUCUCGACGAGGGAGACAUCGAGCACUGGGACAAUUGGGAUGCCUCUUCUCCGCUCGUACGGCGCCAAGAUUCAGUAGUCGAAGAGACUGCUGUCAAAGCAGCCGUGGUCGACGGAGAGGACUUGCCCUGGCCGGAGCUGGAGAAGCCGAAGGAUACGCCGACGAAGCUGGCGCGGACGGGGAGUGAUUUUAUUAGGGAAAUGGAGGCUUGA